ACCAUUGUACAAAGAUUCUGAACAUUUGCCCUAAUUUUAAACGAGUAUAAUAAACACCAAUAUUGGAACAAGUGUUAGAAUUGCAAUAGCAAAUUACCGACCACUACUGAUUUUUUAAAUCUCUAGCUGGCGAUUGUCAACUAAUCAGCUGUUCGCUGUAGGAAAAACAAAAGUUUGAGUUGCGGUUAAUUUGUCCAAAUAAAUCUUUUUCGUUUACAAAUUAUUCCUAUUAGAUUUUCAACGAUAUUUGAGCACAGUAUGGCAUAGGAAGUGAAUUGUUCGAUAACUGGGAAAAUAUGCAGGCCAAAAUGUACGGCCGGUUGCCAAAAUGAAAAAAUAAAAAUUGUUUUAUACUGUGAUCAUUUGUGUGUCUGCUUGUAAUGCAAAUACGCGAUUUCGACUGAACAAACCAAAGUUAUUGGCACCGGAAAUUAUUCCCUGGCCUAGCGAGAUAAGCACGCCUCAAUACUCGCGCGUAUUUGUUAUUAGUAAUUGAACAAAUAAUACCGAUCGAGUUGCUGUGGCGCAUAUGUAGCUCAAAUGAAAAACAGAGGGAUAUCUAUAAAUUGUGUAAAAUUUGACAAGAACUAUAAAUAAGUUUCUUGCAUUCUUAAAAUGGGCAUUUGGAGGCAUUUUAAAGGCAGAAAUUUUCCCUUCGCUAAGCGGGUGCUUCUCCUUCUAACGCUACUUGUUGGCUUUGCUAUAACUUGGCUCAUAAAUACAUCUUCAUUUCACAUCUGGGCACGCAAGAAAUAUGCGCCGAAUCCCGAUAGCUCGCCAUGUGUAGUACUCUGGUGGACUGACAAUGGAUUGGGAAAAUAUGAGCCGCGUCCAAUUUUGUGCGGCUACAACGCAUGUUUUUCGACUGGCGAUCGACGAUAUCUAUCAAGAGCCAAGGCGAUACUCUUUUAUGGCAGCAAUGUGCAGUGGAAUGACUUGCCACUACCUCGUAAGCCAGGCCAGAUCUGGGCGUUAUUGCAUGAGGAGUCUCCGCGCAAUGUACCAGUGUUUAUGUAUGAGGAUAUUAUACAACAUUUUAACUACACAUCGACAUUUAGUCGCUAUAGCGAUUUUCGAUUGACAACACGAGAACUGCCCAGUUUACAAGCAAUUGUUGAUCCACGUUUUGUAGUGCCGCUCGGAAGAAAAAAUGUUGCGCGUGCUAAUUUAGCUCCGGCGAUUUUUCUACAAUCAGACUGCCUCACGAUGUCGGCAAGAACAGAUUAUGUUGUGGAACUGAUGAAGUAUUUGUCAAUAGAUUCGUAUGGAGAUUGUUUGAAAAAUCGAGAGAUCCCAGAGAGUUUACAAACAGAUUUUCUUAAUCAUUUGUACUCAAAUAGUAUUAAACGCUUUAUCGGACAAUAUAAAUUCAUGAUCAGUAUUGAAAAUGGCAUAUGUGAAGAUUAUAUAACCGAAAAAUAUUGGCGUCCUUUGAUAGCUGGAGUUGUACCCAUUUAUUUUGGAUCACCAACUAUACGGGAUUGGGAGCCCCACAAUCGCUCUGCAAUUUACAUCUCUGACUUCGAAGGUCCAAAAGAGUUGGCCAAGUAUAUACUAGAAUUGGAUCGUAAUGAUACUGAAUAUGUUAAAUAUUUGCGGCACAAAUACAAUCAAAUUAAUCCCGUAACCAAUGAACGUCUGUCUGAUGAAAUGUUUUUGCGCACAGAAACUGUGGAUUUAUUUGCCAAUUUGGAAUGUCAAGUACUGGAAGCAAUGUGGGCACAGACGCCAAAAUCGAAAAUGGCCAAUCGCCUUCAUUAUAAUUGCCCGCUGCCAAUACCCUAUCCAGCAAUGGAAAGCCAGCAGCUAGAAAUAAAUUUUUGGAAAGAUAUUAUAUUGAAAUCAUCUUGCUUAUCGAAAGCUCUAAAUGAGUUGCUACAUAUAAAUCGUAAUUUCACACAAAAAGAAUUGGAUCAAUUGACAGAUUACAAGGCGAAAAAUGAGUUGUGCUAAUAGGCGCUAUUAAAUGUUGCCGUUUGCAGUAAAUUGAAUGUAAAUACUGUACAGAAAUUCUUUGUUCAAACUUAUGUAUUUAAACCUGAAUAAUUUGUGAUACCGAGCGCCAUUGUAUUUGAAAUUUUAUUUAAAUAUUUUACAAAUGUUUACCAUGACUAAAUGGACUGUAAAUUAAUGCAUGUACAUACUUAUAUACUAUUUUGUUUAUUUAGUGCAGUGUACCUCAGCAGAAAUACACCGCCUAACAAUAGAUUUGAAA
Rhagoletis zephyria (snowberry fruit fly) is the source of this 2215-nucleotide messenger RNA. RefSeq names its product alpha-(1,3)-fucosyltransferase 10 (gene FucTB). The record is from RefSeq and is a predicted model, not a curated record. Lineage: Eukaryota; Metazoa; Arthropoda; Insecta; Diptera; Tephritidae. Gene Ontology annotation, cellular component: membrane. Gene Ontology annotation, molecular function: alpha-(1->3)-fucosyltransferase activity.